ACACCUUGCUAGUUGUUAUAUUACAGUAUUUUGAAACUCUCACAACAUUGCAACUAUGUCAAACAAAACGGAGAUGAAUCUAACUGGAGUCAAACAAAGUCAAACCGUGUGGCUUGUGAAGGUUCCCAAGUAUUUAUCUCACCAAUGGGACAAGGCCUCCGAAAAGGGAGAAGUUGGAAAGAUAACUAUUGGAAAGAAGCAAGGGAAAACAGAGGUGAGUUUCCGUCUGAAUGUGGAGCUGACCACCAUGGGCGCUGUGGGGGAGAAGGAUGGUUCAGUGCUGGUCCCGAGGGAUCAUCCCUUCACCAUGCAAACUGUGGGCGGACAGACCAUGGCAGUCUACAGCCAGAGCGAUUCAGGUCAGUCUCAGCUGUUCCUGCUCUCCUCGAUAU
Molecule: messenger RNA, 392 nt
Organism: Notothenia coriiceps (black rockcod)
Lineage: Eukaryota; Metazoa; Chordata; Actinopteri; Perciformes; Nototheniidae
Product: general transcription factor IIF subunit 2-like
Exons: 4
Biological process (GO): transcription by RNA polymerase II; transcription initiation at RNA polymerase II promoter
Cellular component (GO): transcription factor TFIIF complex
Source: RefSeq, a predicted model, not a curated record